Asterias rubens (European starfish) is the source of this 3921-nucleotide messenger RNA. RefSeq lists its product as uncharacterized. The transcript has 11 exons. NCBI's taxonomy places the organism in Eukaryota, Metazoa, Echinodermata, Asteroidea, Forcipulatida, Asteriidae. Bases 52 to 1440 code for a protein of 462 amino acids. The record is from RefSeq and is a predicted model, not a curated record.
UCAUUAUCUGCUCAGUGAGCUAGGGGACUUCACUAGCUACAGGUAGGAGAUAUGGAUAUCGCAGCUAUGCGUCAACUAGCGUCUGCGCUCUUGUUGACGUCACUUGUGACCAUGGUGAGCUCAAGUGGGUGUACCAUUGGACAAGAACUGGACCCAACUGAGGGUCGACUCAGGUGGAUACUCUCCACCCCAGAUCCCUGUAGCUGUUCAAACGUACACAUUGGAGGAGUGAACCCGAGACCGAUGAAACGACCGUACAAACCUGUUUUCACUGAUGAGCUGUUAAGGUCCAGAGAUGCACUCCGAUCUCAUUUCAAAUGCCCGAAUGAAGACCUGAAUCCAUGUGUAUCCUCACCGUGCCAAAAUGGUGGAAGCUGUCGUCGCGUCGAAGAAAAGGAUCGACUGUUCAUGUUCACGUGUACAUGCACUUUUGGUUACACUGGGAACAUCUGCCAAGAUCAUGUAUGGACGCUCAAAGAAACCAUAACCAACUCAGACACACAGUUAAAAACCAAACUACGAAUGCUGGACACAUGGGCCGACAUUAGAACCACUAAUAAGGUAAGGGUGUUUCUCCUGCGGAAUGGAUCACAAGUUGUGGAAUUAGUCUUCGACGUUGUUACAGGCAAUGCUUGGGAAUGGUUUCUUCAACAUAAUCUUAUCGAGAGCCCCCAAUGGCCAACUUUGAUGUCUGCAACGUCAGAUAUGAGUGUUUUUAUGUGGUUUGACUAUUACAUCAUCGUAUCUACAACUUCAACUACCUGGCCUGCUUGUGAUGUUCAAAAUGGUUGGAUGGCGAUCAUCGCAAACCCUCGGAAAGAACAUUAUGAGUGCGCAUGGAUGUACGGAUGGGACGCCCCCAUCGUCAUGCUGUACAGUCUCAAUGAUGCUCCAUUAACGUGGACAGACAUCGUUACUGAAAUUCCAGUUACUGCGCAUAAUACAUCUCUAUCGACUCCUCCUGGUGCUGCUCUUGGAGUGCCGGGUGUCAACACUGAAGUAAACACCGUUAAUAUCGCCGAAAUCGCUGAUGGUGAUUGUCACACGUGCUUCAUAUAUGGAUGGCAAACAGAUGUGUGGAUAUCGUUUGAACUUAACGAGCCAGCUGAAGUUGGAAUUGUGAAACUCAAAAACUGUCCGGGGUCUGUUACAGGGGAAACAUUUGCAUCGACCCACGUACUACUCGGGCAAUCUGAGGACAUAUCACAGGCAGAGGAGUGCGGUGUACCGCCCUCAGUCGACAUCGACAGUCCAUUCUACUAUUACACGUGCGCUGAGCCGAGGGUGAUGGCGUCUCACGUAUUCGUACGCAAACUGACGCAAUACGAGGAUCAGCUCAUCGUCUGCGAGUUGACUGUGUACACCGUGAACGACUCUCUGGUCGGGGUAGCUGAUACCAUGACAUUCGAAACAUCAAAUGAACUUGCAGGCACAGCCUAGUGCAGCCUAGUGAUGCGGUCGGGUAGUUAUUAAUCAAUUUAUGAAUAUAACUAAUGAAUAAAACAAGGCAUUGUAAGGCCACUUUUUGGUAUACUUCUUGAUUGACCAAUUCACCUUUCGUAUAUGUUAAAGUGUCACAUUCACCGAUAUUAUUAUAAGCUACAUAGCAUUUAGUAGUAAUCAGUUUUUAAUAUUCGAUGAAAUACACCAAUUACAUUUUAGUUAUUAAUAUACAGUAUUGUUAUUUUAUUGUUUUAAAUGUUUUCUGGCCCGAAAAUCUCAUACGGUUUUAAAACAAAAUCUCCUCAUCUAAUAUGUUGAGUUCAUUGCAUAGCUACCCUAAUCAAAAGAAUUAUUUAUCUGUAAAUAUUAAGCUCAUUAUUCUAGUGUUCUUAUUGCAGAAUGCUUGACAUUUUUACUUUAGUUUUCAAACAAUGCGUUGUAUAAAUAGGAAGUAUACAAAUUCUUGAAAUAGAUAACCAAUUUUAACCAACGUAAUUAAUACGGGCAUAAAACAGUUUUUAAAAGUUCGUCUGGUAAUUGUUUUGGGUUCAUCAACAGAACCAAUGUCAUUUCUUUAAAAAAUAACUCGAGAUCCCCCCCAUGUGGAUCUUAAAGGAAUAUUACAGAAUUGUUUUUUUUUUUGCUAACAAAAUAGUUGCUGGCAGUGUAUAAUCACUUUAUGUAAUCCACCGUACGCCUACAUAUUAACUGACAAACACGUGGAAGUUUGAGAUCGAUCGGCCAUCUUGAUCACGAGAAAACUAGUGAAAAACCGAAAACACUUUUUGCAUGACAUCGAUUUAAAAAUUAAAAAAAUGAAUAAAACGCUGAGCGAUAUACAGGAGUUUUAUUUAUUUCUCAUCAAAUACUAAUAACAUGAUAUUACAGAAAUAAAUAUUUCAGGGGAGGUUUUUUACUACCAUCUUCAUUUGAUCAUAGUCUAUGAUCUUAGAAGAGUUUGUUCUUACCAAUAUUUGUAAUAUAUUCCUUUAACAGAGACCUUUUGAGUACACCUAUUGUAUUAUUACUUUAAGUAGAUGGCACUUCUUGUUGACACAAAGAUACAGACCUCAAACUGAGGUUGUUUGUCCGGCGUGCCCAUGCCUCUGAUUCGCAGGCUUCAUAGGACUUGUUGGCUCAAGGGUAUAAGAUCAUAAGUUAAUUCAAUCAAAUAUUCCGGCGGAAAUAAUCUAAUCAAAUUCGAGAGUAAUUUUUUUCUUAAUCUGCGAAGGGGAAGUAUUUCGUGGAAACUUUAGAAUCAACAACUGUAAGACUAAGAAUCGGAGUGGCAGUAUGUAGUCAAGGAAAUAAUAUAAUGUAUAUAUAAUUAAAGGCACAAGAUCGAACCUUGUAACUUUUUCUUUGAAUCACGCUUAUUAAACAUUACUAAAUUAUUAUCAUAAUCUAAUAAUAAAACAUUGUAUCGGCAACGAUUUUACCUGUUCAAUUUAAAGGAGCAUAAGCGGAAUGCACAAGUCGUUUUUACUUCUAUCAAAUUAAUUAUAUCACUGCACAUUUCUCGUUGAAACUUAAGUAUUGGAAAUGCAUGUUGUUAAAUAUAGUUCUCAUCUAUUAAUGUUUAUGAGUGUGAUAGUAGAACAAGGAGUCAUAUGACGACUAUGUAAACCUUUAGAAGAGCAUGUUAGAACUGAUAUCUUCGCACCUCAACAGAUCUUAUCGCAUUAUUCAAGUUCAAUCAUGUUCUGUUUUUGAGCAGAACAACAUAGGUAACCUGAAAACGGAAUGGUAUUGAGUUACUAACAAAGUGCAUGUCCUUACGAUUCGGUUUGACUGUUAAUCAAUAUUGCAAACCCCCUCUGGUGAAUAAGGCGGUACAACUUAUCUGGUGGUUCUUUGACAUUUUAAAUUAUAAUGAUAAAGAUGGUGUCCUGAUAUCAAUUCAAGCCUAGUUGUGUUCCCGAUGCUUGGACUUUCCUGUUGUGACAUUAACGCAAAGAUUAUUAGUUUGGAUGAUGGGGCGUACGAAUGGUGAGUUCCUCACAAAAACAACAGCUUAAUGUGUAUGUUCUUUGUAAAUACCUAAUACCAUCAGUUCAAAAUUCUUUAUAGACAUGACAAUUCAGGAACAAACGUGUGGCGAAACAAACCGUAUAAUGUGGAAUUCAAAUCCUCAACCUCUCGCCGAUCUAUACGUUAAGAGUGUUCUGUCAGAUUCCAAACAGAUAAGGGUCAGUACACUCUAACGCCCCCCCCCCCUUCCCGGGGUCAGAAUUGACCCGAAUUCCGGACCCCAUUCUAGUUCAGUGUGACCAGGAAACUUUUUUUUCUUUUCUUUUUUCUUUUAACUGAUUUUUUUACACAGAGUCCGGGUCAUUCUAAACUUGGAAAUGGGUCAACUCUAACCUUGAUCUUGUAAGAAUGUUAAGUAAGUACAAGCGAUAAGUUGUUUUGACAUGAGGUUUACAAUUUGAUCCGUUUCCUUUUAUGUGAUUAAUAAAAUAAAUAAAAUCAAACGAA